AUGCCUGAUUGGGUGCGACUUGAUGAUGAUGAAAUAUGGAGGGCAGGCCAAAUCGGAAAGAAAAUCCUAUCCUUAUUGAAAUUGAGUUAUGCUCGUUUGCCAUCUCAUUUGCGAAGAUGCUUGGCAUGUUUUAAUAGUAAUUAUCUGGUCUAUCAUUGGAAGGCACAUGGUUUUCUUGCAACUUCUACAGAAAAAGACUCGCAGAUGGAAGAUGUUGGGAUGCAAUAUUUGGAGAAAUUAUUUUUAAGGUGUUUCUUUCAAGAUGUUGAAGAUCAUGUGCAUUUUUUCACGUUUAAAAUGCACAAUCUUAUAUAUGAUUUUGUUGAGGAAGUUGGACAAAGAGAUUGCAAAACAGUAGAUCUCAGAAUUUUGCACACGGACGUAAAUGCUCGACAUUUGUCAUUUCUUGGCGUUGGAAAUAGUAAUAAAAAAGUUCCAUCUACUUCCAACAAUUUUCGUAGCAUCAUCAUGCGAAGUCUACAAUCUCAGAGUGUUACUGAAUCUUUCGAUAAUAAAUGGAUAUCGAAUUUUAAGUGCCUGAGGCUCUUAUCCUUAAGUGGUUUAAAAUUCCAAGAGCUGCCAGAAUCUGUAGGUGCAUUGAAACAAUUGAGAUUUCUUGAUUUAUCUGAGAAUUCAGAUUUGGAGAAACUCUGUGAGACUAUUUACGAAGUACAAGAUCUGAAGUGGUUGGAGAAGUUGGUGAUAUACAGUUGUCCAAAGCUUAAACUGAAGUGGGAGUUGCAAGAUAAAGACCCCCGUCUGAACCUUAAAGUGUUCAUGAUAUAUGACUUGCAAGUAGUGGACUUACCCCAGUUGAUUCUUCAACGGUCUGCUAACACUUUAGAAGACAUCCGUAUUGAAAAAUGUCCCAAGCUCACAGAAUUACCAACAUGGCUUGCAAAUCUUACAGCCCUUCAAAAACUUGAGAUUAUGAGUUGCUCAGGAUUGUCAUCUCUGCCGGCUGGGAUGGAGAAGCUCACCGCCCUUAGAGAACUGAAGAUACAAAAAUCUCCUCGCCUGAGUGAAAGCUGUAGACAGAAGUCCCUAAACAUUCCUAAUUUGGAGAUUCAUCUUGACCCUGAAGGUGCUUCAUCAUCCAGGGACAAUGAAUGA
Messenger RNA from Pistacia vera, 1113 nucleotides. RefSeq names its product putative disease resistance protein RGA3. Gene Ontology annotation, biological process: defense response to other organism. The transcript has 2 exons. Bases 1 to 1113 code for a protein of 370 amino acids. NCBI's taxonomy places the organism in Eukaryota, Viridiplantae, Streptophyta, Magnoliopsida, Sapindales, Anacardiaceae. The record is from RefSeq and is a predicted model, not a curated record.